AUGUCUCAACCAACACCAGAUGUCUUUGAAGCCGCCGCCUCUGGUGAGCUCGACUCGAUCAAGUCCUUGGGACGUAUCCAUCUUGAAGCUAAGAAUGACCGUGGCUGGACUCCUUUGAUGUUUGCGGCUAGAUUUGGACAUGCGAGUGUGGUCGAGUACCUGCUGUCGAAUGCCAAAGUGGACGCAGCGGUGGUCAACAAGGACGGCAAGACGGCUGCAGAACUAGCCGAUUUUUGGGGUUCGACCGAGGCCGUCGCGGUGUUCGAUCGUUUAGCACCCAACAAGAACAAGAUCCAACAAAGUGUCGGAUCUCCUUUUGCUCCCCCCCCUUCUCCACCCUCAGCGAACCCCAUGGCGGCGGGUGCAGGACUUGUCGCCGGAACUCAAAAACCUUCGUCAACGUCGUCGUCAUCGAUUGCGGAAUGGUGGAAUAAAUGGUCAGUCAAAGGCUUGCAGCCGAUCCAGUUCACGGGUGCGACGCAUAACCGCUCGAGUUUUCUGAGGACUGACAAGGAGUACCUGCAGGAGUCCCUCCAGGCGCCCACGACCCGAUUUGUCAUCUUUGCAGAGCACGGUGUUUUGUUCAAUUCCAGUACGAGGGCUCUAGCGUAUGCCUCGUACGAGGAUGUGAAGCAUCUGUUGGGAGCGGAUCCUAUCAACAACUUGCCUGAUGGACUGGUGUUGGCGUUCUUGGGUGUUGAUGAGACUGGUAAUGGACAGCCACAACAGGAGAGCGAGGUCCUUGUCCGUGGCCGUCGUGGUGUGGGCUACUGGACGCUGGAUCUAUCUGCCAAGAACUCGACCCGGGACCUCAAAAACGCCAUCGAGACAUGGACCAACGCUUACACGGAGAAACAUGGGCAUUACAUGGCCGAGAUGCGCCCCGCUGCAUUUGGAUUGACGUACCCCGAGAGUGGUCUUGUCGCUCAGGCACGGUCGGUCGUGGAUUGGAACAAGCGGAACCAGUUCUGUGCGGGCUGUGGAAGGAAAAACUUGUCGCUGGAGGGAGGUCAUAAGCGAUCUUGCCCACCGACGGUUAACAGGGAUGGGGAGGAGGUCAAGUCGGAUUGUUUGGCGCAUAGGGGUGUUCAGAACUUUACAUAUCCUCGUACCGACCCGGUGGUGAUUGUAUGUGUUAUCUCAAAGGACAACGAACGCGUCCUACUCGGCAGACAAGCAGUCUGGCCAAAGGGCAUGUACUCCUGCCUCGCAGGAUUCGUAGAACCCGGCGAGUCAAUCGAAGAAGCAGCCCGUCGCGAAGUCAAAGAAGAAUCCGGCAUCCGUCUGGGCCACGUUCGUUACCACUCCUCUCAACCCUGGCCCUUCCCCAACUCGCUCAUGAUGGGAUGCCAUGCCGAGGCUGUCAGCGAAAAUGUGGAUAUUACACAGGAAGAUAAGGAAUUGGAGGAUGCCAAGUGGUUUACGCGUGCGCAGAUCUUGGAGGCCCUUAGGUCUGCUCGGGGGUCGAGCUGGGGUAAACCCUCUGAAGACGGUAGUCUCCGCCUCUCUCCUCCUACCGCCAUUGCGCAUCAUAUCUUGAAAGCGUGGGCCACAGAGGAGGGCGAGAUCCCACUCUCCAAGAUGUAA
Messenger RNA from Linnemannia hyalina, 1587 nucleotides. The record is from the annotation of a GenBank genome assembly. NCBI's taxonomy places the organism in Eukaryota, Fungi, Mortierellomycota, Mortierellomycetes, Mortierellales, Mortierellaceae.